UCCCUUUUCGUGUUGGUCUUGGAAGUCGUUGGCUAAAGUUAGAGGACCUCGUAAAACUCCCUAUGCAGUCAACAGGCAUCACGUCAUCGCCUCAAAAUACCAGUCUGUCGAAGCUAUGAGGAAAAACUACGUUUCCCACAAACCAAUCUGCGUUUUGCCAUUGGUGGUGGCACAGGUGACUGCAGACGCUCCGAGUUGUCACAACAUCUCGACGGACAAAACGAAAACAAAUUAGCCUCCGAAGUGCCCGUGGUGGUACACGCUGUAGCAGUCUGGUGGAAAUACAGAGAAACUUGAAACUCUUAAGAGUUGUUUUCCUUUUGAGCACGACUUCUUUUCCCGAUAGUGCCUGGCAGGAUUGGUAUUAUUAGAGCGCAUGAGAGAAGUGGGCACGCACUUUUUCGGGACCUGACUUCUUUACUGCGUUCUGUCUGACCUUCAGAGCGGACAGAGCAGAAGUGAUGCAGCACACACAAGCAGAGGCCGUCCCAAUGUGUGCACAGUAAAUACACCUUUUAAAAUCUGAACCACAACACGGAGAGCGGGCUUGCUGAGUCCCGACACCGACGAAGGGCUGGUGCAGACCUGACGGCAGAGAGGCUGGGACGCACAUCAAAGCGCGCUGGCUGUCUCGACGAGGAAGACACCAAAAGCUAUCAGGCCCAGCUCCAAAAGGCGGAACGCUAAACAACACAGCAGCUGGAUUGAAAUCCACUUUCUUCAGCAUCCAGACAUGUAGUCAGCAGCAUAAGCAGAGCGUACUUCCUCUUGUGAACUCUUUUUCCUCUCAAACAGCUUCCUCUGCCUUUUCGGGCUGGACUGCGGAGCAUUGACGUCGGCUCGCCCUCCCCUGCCCCCUCGCCCCCCAGCAAUGGCCUCACGCAUUGGCCUGCGGAUGCAGCUGAUGCGAGACCAGCUGCAGCAAGAGGAGGAGCGUGCGAGGCAGAUGAUACAGCAGCAGCAGCAGAAUGCAGUGCAAUACAUGCAUAAUUGCAUGGCUGGGCCACCUGCACCUACCCCAGCCAUUAGCACCCCGCAGCAUCAACAAAGCAUGCAGGUCCCCGUGGAGGUUCUUAAGGUAGAGACCCACCUUGAGAAUCCUACCGACUACCACAUCCGUCAGUCUCGGAGGCAACAGGUGAAAGAUUACCUGAUUACCUACGCUACCAAACAGACAGUCCAUGCAGUAUUAGGGCCGGUGCCGCCCUCUCCUCCCACAAACAUGGGACCUACAGGGGGUUCGGCGUCUGCCCCCCCACCCCUUCACUCCCCACACUUUCACACUGAGCCCCUCAUGUCUGGAAACAGCGCCCCAAACAGCCCCAUGGCCAUGCUCAACAUCGGCUCCAGUCACGAGACAGAGAUGGAUGACGUCAUUGAUGACAUCCUCAGCAUGCAGCCCAACUACGACGAGACAUACAUCCAGAUGCCAAACACAGAGUCCAUACAGUUUUACACAACAUCUAAAGUGCAAGAGUUAGGAGACCACUCCACAGGUGUGAGUUCAGGAGCUGGAGAAGGCAGAGAAGAGAAACAAGCCAUAAAGAGAGAUAAGCUUCCCCUGUCAAGCAGUCACCUGGAUGUGUAUACAGGUCCGGGGAUGAAGGGUCCAGCCGUUGCUAUGACCAGCAACUCCUGUCCUGCCAACCUGACGGUCAAAAGAGAACUGUCAGACGCAGAAGCCCGUGCGCUGGCCAAGGAGAGACAGAAGAAAGACAACCACAAUCUGAUUGAAAGGAGGAGGAGAUUCAACAUCAAUGAUCGUAUCAAAGAGCUGGGCACCAUGAUCCCCAAAACCAAUGACCUUGAUGUGCGCUGGAACAAAGGCACUAUACUGCGGGCGUCUGUGGAGUACAUCAAACGCAUGCAGAAGGAUGCACAUAGGUCAAGAGAGGUGGAGAACAACUUCAAAAGGAUGGAGAUGGCAAACAAACAACUGAUGCUACGCAUCCAGGAGUUGGAGAUGCAGGCUCGUAUACAUGGCCUGCCCAGCAACUCUCCUUCUGCCCUGAACCCGCCUGACCUGAUGGCUUCGUACGUAAAGCAAGAGACCAGCCCAGAAGAGAACCUCUCACACCCUCUGGCACACGCCCAACACCAGCCCCAGCACUUACCCCAGAACCAGGGUCAUCCCCAGGCCCAGCAGCACCACUUCCUCCCGCAAACCCACCUCCACCCCCAGGGCCAAGUUCAGCAACAGCACAGGCAGCUGCCCCCGCUCCCCCAACAUCUGCAGCAGCCCCAGCCACCCAUCCAGUACCCUGCUGUAGGCAGCUCCCAGCCCUUUGACUUUACCCAGUCGCUGGACUUGUGUGAUGGGAUACCCGGCUUCUCAGACGGCAUGUCGGGGCUAGGCGACCUGGGCGGACUGGACGUCCAGGGGACGAGAGGCGAGAUGGGCUUCCUGAUGAUGGACGAGCCCUUGUCCCCCAUGGGAGGAGACCCACUGCUCUCUGCGAUGUCACCUGAAGCCUCGGUCGACUCCAGCCGCAGAUCCAGCUUCAGCAUAGAUGAUGGAGACAUACUGUAGACACAGGUUUCAGUAAAAAAUUCUUCAGCACAACACAUUUACAGCACAUAGGGCAGAGAGGAAUCUGCCACCAGAAAUUACAUCAUUCACCCAGCACACACACACACACACACACACACAUAUAUAUAUAUAUAUAUAUAUAUAUAUAUAUAUAUAUAUAUAUACAUGACACAAUUUGAACAUACACCGAUGACACUCAUUUGUGGUACAAUUAUUUCCCCUUAACGACACGAGCAAAAGAAGGUACACGGCCCUCACACAGUUGAAAAUAUUCUGUAUAGUGCAAACAUUUGCACGCACACACACACGCGCAUGUGAGAUAAACUGUGCAGCUUGAAACUUUGCCCAACAGAGCAUUUACAAGGGGUGAACCAACGCUGCCAGGUCAGGAGUUAUACAGUGUAGCACACGUGGCCUUGUUUCCAUAAAGGUGACUCUGAAUCAUAAUUGAACCAGGGACAAAACCAGCAGUUAAUUAGAUUGACGUUAUCAGAUACAAGGACAACCAAGUGCAUUGUCUCACUUGAUAGAGGACAAGUUAUUUUCUCCUUACAUCAACCUCUUUUAGUAACCAUAAAUGAUUGAGUAAGCAAUAGUGAAUAAAAUGGAAAUAGCUUCAUGGUCCUGCAUGCAUAAUUGAUCUUAAGGGGAUGCAGUCCAGUCACAUUGUUCUCUUCCACCAUCUGUUAUUCCAGUGUCGGUUUUAGACUCUAGCACAAGCUGUUUGGUGUUUGACAACGAUCUGCGUUAGCCUGCUAAGCUGAAAUGUAUUCUUCAAGUGUCCACAUUUUAGGAAACAUUUUAAAACUCACUGGAGGAGGCAGAUAAUUCAGCAUUCAGCAAAGCCCCUUUUAAUUUAUUGCAUAUACCCCACUUCUAGCUGUAGUUGUGGUCUUCUCACAAAUGCAUACACAUGCAAACACACACUGCUGUCCCCCAGUUUCUACACCUUUCAACACUUGACACUGCCAUGACCUUUGUAGAGUAGAGAAUAGUAGAGUAGAGUAGAGAAAACAUUUGGAUGGUCUCCAGAAUACAGCGUGUCGUCCACAACUGUGAGGUGUCAAAAUACUCAGGUACUGUAACAGAAUACACAAGCCGGAUCAUUUUUAAGCAGUAGCAGAUGUUAAAGUGAACUGUGUCCGGCUCACGACCCCUAUCAAUGUGCCUUUUCAUUUUCGCAGCUGCUGCUCUUCAAAGACGUGUUUUUAUAGGUUGGAGAUCCUAACCAGAGUUUAGAUUUUAAUAUCAACUUCAAUUAUGCCUGUAAAUGCUUUAGAUUUUUCUUCUGUACCAUCUAUACCUUUGUUGUUGCAGGAGAUAAACGUUUAAUUUUUCUCUCACUAAUUGAAUUUGUAAUGGCCCAGCUUGCGUGAGAGGCCCAGGUGAAGGAAAUAUUUGGUGACAGGGUUUAAUACUGUAGAGAGAAAGAGUUAGUUUGUCAUAGCUGGCAGCAUACGUAGCGUAGUCGUCGCUGUAAAAGCACACACUUGCAUGCAUUCACGCUGUCACUCGGUUGACAAACAGGCACGCAUUAAACGUGAUGCUCACCUAGUACACACACACACACACACACACAUAUGCAUGCAUGAUGAACACAUACAAAAAAUAAAAACAGUGCAGCCGUGAGGCUGUUUUCAAAUCAGCUUGUGAACAAGUCUCCUGUGCUUCAGUCUCUCCCCCGGACGAGCUGAGUGAAGCUGCCAGCUGCAGAGGUGAAACUCAGGUCUGCUGUCCAAAGUGCCACCUAAUGGAAAUCUGCUAUCCUACUGGUUACAGCGGUCACGCCGAUGGUUGGGGAAGGCUGAGUUGGACCUGACUUGUAUCUCUGCUGUGGUAGACCUGGGGCUUGGCUGUGAUUUGAUAUAGCUUAUGAUCAGUACUGAUAAAAGUAGGAAAAAAAACAAAAAACAUUGAUGGUCAUCACGUGAUUUUUUUUUUUUUUUUUUUUUGAUUAAAAGAAGUGUUUGUUCUUUAUUAUUAUUAUUAUAGUUUGUUGUUUAUUAUUAUAUCUCCCAAAGCACUGGAAACUAUAUUGUUGUUUUGACUUUGUACAUGGAAUUUAUUUCAGAUGUUAUAUGCCACUAAGCCACUUAAAUGUAUUUUAUUUGUAUUUGUUUUAGUUCUAUUUCAAUUUUAUUCCAAAACUACCCUUUUUUUCCUCAGAGCCAUUUUCAGUAUGCACACUGUAAAGGCACAUUUGCUACCAAUGUUUUAUUGGAGAAGGAGUAAGUUGCCGUUUAGAAACUUCCAGAUUUCAACUGACUUUAUGAAGAGGUUGUGUACAUUUAUGAUGCCAUUUUUAUAUGAUUGGGUUUUUAUUUUUAUCUCUAUUUUAAUUUUUUUUGGAGCCAAACAGAAACUUGAUCAUUUGAUUUGAUUGAUUUCAAAUUGCUCAUUGUAUGAAUGUAAGCUUUACUACUGGUUCUGGUCGGUUCCUCCCUGACUUUGGUUUCCAUGGAGAGUGGAAGACGACUUCACAUAAACUCUGAGACAGGAGUUGUGGUUGCCAUGGCGUGGUAUCACUGGCUCUGCGUUGGUCUCUGUCGGUCUGCCAGAGUUGUGCCUUUUCCCUAUCAGCCACAGUUUCACUUAUGUUGUACUUUCACCCAGCCAACACUCCAAAGAGCUGCUCAGGCCUCAUCUACUCUUCCACUAGAGGGCGCUCUGCAGGCAAACUACACAGGGAAAAGUGGUUCUGAUUUUACUGAGAAUAUAAAAUGUUUUACCAGAAUCCAU
Messenger RNA from Perca flavescens (yellow perch), 5269 nucleotides. RefSeq names its product transcription factor EB (gene tfeb). The transcript is spliced from 15 exons. NCBI's taxonomy places the organism in Eukaryota, Metazoa, Chordata, Actinopteri, Perciformes, Percidae. The record is from RefSeq and is a predicted model, not a curated record. Gene Ontology annotation, molecular function: protein dimerization activity; RNA polymerase II cis-regulatory region sequence-specific DNA binding; DNA-binding transcription factor activity, RNA polymerase II-specific. Gene Ontology annotation, biological process: humoral immune response; positive regulation of DNA-templated transcription; regulation of transcription by RNA polymerase II. Gene Ontology annotation, cellular component: nucleus. The coding region runs from base 872 to 2530 and encodes 552 amino acids.